Fomitopsis serialis is the source of this 1419-nucleotide messenger RNA. RefSeq lists its product as uncharacterized. The record is from RefSeq and is a predicted model, not a curated record. Bases 1 to 1419 code for a protein of 472 amino acids. Lineage: Eukaryota; Fungi; Basidiomycota; Agaricomycetes; Polyporales; Fomitopsidaceae. The transcript has a single exon.
AUGUCUCUGAACGCAGACUUUGCACUCAAAAUGCUUCCGAUGAAGGCCUCAGAUGGAGACGGCUUAUACUUGCGGGACGACACUGUCGAUAUCGUCGAUUAUUCCCAUAUUCUCCGUCUACAGCUGGUGGCGUCCUCGAUGACAUGGUCUACCUCGGAAACCCUGACAGGGUCCGUUCAGGAAUUUUGGCGGCGCAUUGCAGCAUUCCGAGGGAUGGCCAGUCUAGACAACGUAGACCGCAUGUCACUUGUCAAUGCGGUCAUAUACGUUGCGACCCGGGUCAUCGACCCCUCAAAACAAACAGUUAAACCUAACGCCGUGUUCGGGCUUCGUGAAGCUCACAGUAGGAGGUCACUGGACGUGUUGGCAGACCUGCUGCUGCACAACCCCGGCAUGGCAUUCCCCCCGAUUCGGCAAAUUUGCUGGGCGUUAGCUGUGCUUUCCAUCCCUGAAAGUCGUCGCAUUCCCAACCUUGUCGACUUCCACCUCCUCAUUACCCAGCUACGGGGCUCAGUCUCCGACUUGACUAAGCAAAAGCUCCUACCGAUCUUCACGUUCACGUCUGGGCACAUCGGCGGUUGGCAACCUUCAAGUUCUAUACUUCACCUGAUGCUCGCGCUGCUCGAGAACAUCCUAUACGAAACACAAUUAGGACAUGCAACGGUCGAAUUGGACGAAGAUCCAAAGUUUCGCAAAGAACUACUCGAGGAUCUCGUAACCAAUUAUCCUACCUUCCUUCGGGAACUCAGCUCAGCCAUGAUCUUUACUCCUGGGCCACAGCUAGCGGGUGCUGUUGCAACCUUGAAUUCCACCAUCUGGUCACCAGUCGAUCUGCUCCGUAUGCUCAGACGCAUCGUUCGCAUAUCAGGUUGCAUCAGGCACUCCUAUUCCUCGCCUGGCGGAAUUGUUAUCCGAGGCGGUAUCUAUCAACAUACCACUACUCAAACGCGCAAUCUCCUGCAAGACAUAUGCACCAUUAGAAGCGAAGGCAACUUGAAGGACUGGGAACAAGUAUACGGUGUUGCAUACAGCGCGGCAUGCAAAUUUGCUUUGCUCGACUGUGGCCAAGAGAUCAUUAUCACAGCAGAUAGCUUCGUCUUCGACGACUAUUCACCUGUACGGGUCGCGGAGGCGAUGGACCAGGUUCUUGAAUCUGCAUCAGCUAUCGCAAAUCCGCCGGAGACGGUCAGGACCGUCCUGACCAUGAUGGCGGGCUUGAAAAUGUCUGCACGAGCGCAUGCGUGGGGAAUGGCCGAUUCGGGGCAGCUUUCCGACUCUGCCCAAUAUGCUGCCAGGCUAUUGUCUUGUCUUCGGGAUCCUUCCAAGCAACAAAUGCGUACCAGCUACCUUGCUUCUUUACAGCGGAAGGGGCUUCAUUACGAAGCUGAGGGAGCGCUGGGCUCGGUGGUAGCAAAUUAG